UUUUCCAACUUUGUCAAAUCCGGGAUGGAAGCGUAUAUUCUCGGCGAGUCACGAAUGAAUGGCCAGUCAGGCGAAAAGCAUGAAAUCAUUAUCAGUGGUCCACUUGUACAAUGGCGUCCUAUCCAGCAGUACUAUACAUGUACGGUAGACAAACCGAAAAAGGAAACAAAACUCAAGGGUCUCAAGAGUUUCAUUGCCUAUUCGCUCACCUCUUCACUCAGUCGAAUACAGGUAUCCCGGCGAUACAAACACUUUGAUUGGCUACAUGAUCAGAUGUCAGCAAAAUAUAUAAUGAUUGCUAUUCCUCCGUUACCUGAGAAACAGGUGUCAGGGCGUUACGAAGACGAUCUCAUUGAUCACCGAAAGCAUAUUUUACAAUUAUGGGUAAAUAAAAUUUGUCGUCAUCCUGUACUCAGCCAGAGCGAGGUGAGCAUAGUUUGA
Cylicostephanus goldi is the source of this 441-nucleotide messenger RNA. The record is from the annotation of a GenBank genome assembly. NCBI's taxonomy places the organism in Eukaryota, Metazoa, Nematoda, Chromadorea, Rhabditida, Strongylidae.